GGGGGAAGAGGGGCGGGACUUCUAUUAACACUUGCUAGGUGGUCACCUGAAAAUGUCUGACAAUGCAGAGUCCCCAACAGAAACACAAAAAGACGAAUCUACGGCAUCGCAACCGCCACAAGAUGACUCGACGACAAACGAAGAGAAGAAGAAAAUUGAUGUGCUGCUGAAGGCGGUGGGAGACACUCCGAUCAUGAAGACCAAGAAAUGGGCCGUGGAGAGAGGGAGGACCGUGCAGUCCCUCGCUCAGUUCAUCGCUCGCUUCUUGAAGCUUGAUGCGAGUGAGCAACUGUUUAUAUAUGUGAACCAGUCUUUUGCCCCCUCACCUGAUCAAGAAGUAGGCGUCCUCUUUGAAUGUUUUGGCAGUGAUGGCAAGCUGGUUCUACAUUAUUGUAAAUCCCAAGCCUGGGGUUAACAGCUCUCUUAAACUCUUCCUGCUGCCCCUCUCUUAAACUCUCAUGCAAACAUAUAUGUAUAUUGCUGAUUUUGCAUCUUUGUCAUUUUUUUAUGUACAUACACAUUGUAAAUAAAUUAUUGACUAUGGAAA
Messenger RNA from Myripristis murdjan (pinecone soldierfish), 547 nucleotides. It is a transcript of the gene atg12, whose product is annotated as ATG12 autophagy related 12 homolog (S. cerevisiae). The record is from RefSeq and is a predicted model, not a curated record. Gene Ontology annotation, biological process: protein lipidation involved in autophagosome assembly; autophagosome maturation; piecemeal microautophagy of the nucleus. Gene Ontology annotation, cellular component: autophagosome membrane; phagophore assembly site membrane; Atg12-Atg5-Atg16 complex. Gene Ontology annotation, molecular function: Atg8-family ligase activity. NCBI's taxonomy places the organism in Eukaryota, Metazoa, Chordata, Actinopteri, Holocentriformes, Holocentridae. The transcript is spliced from 4 exons. Bases 53 to 415 code for a protein of 120 amino acids.